AUGCCGUUCUAUCGAUCGGCAGCGUUGAGCGAUGUCAAGAUCAUUGGCGUGCAAGAGCAUAUCGCCAUCCCGCAUCUCCAGACCAGAUUCCCUGCCAGCGAUGCAUCAAUCAAAGAAGCCAAGGAACAGCAAUCCCACAUCGAAUCACUCUUUCCAUACACAAAGUCCCGCCUUGCAGAUGUCUCCGAUCAGCGGAUAAAGGACAUGGAUGACAAUGGCAUAGCUUUCCAAAUCGUCUCUCGAUCAGCUCUGGUCAAUCCCCUGUCCAUGGACGCCGGUGCAGGGACAGCUCUGACAAGACAACUCAACGACGAACUGAAAUGGGCCGUCGACGAAAACCCCAAACGUUUCGCAGCUCUCGCUGAACUACCCUUCCAAAGCCCCGAGCUGGCAGUCAGAGAACUGCGAAGAUGCGUCCUCCGCCUAGGCUUCGUAGGCGUCAUGCUGCACGGCACCGUAGGCGGAAAAUUCCUCGACGACCCCAUCUUCGACGAAAUCCUUUCCACUUUCGAAGAGCUCGACGUCCCUCUCUUCCUCCACCCCGGCACACCGCCCAAAACCGUCUCAGACGCUUAUUACUCCUUCCCAAACAAGCCCGACACUUUGUCCGCCAUGCUCGCCGGCCCCGGUUUCGGGUGGCACAACGAAGUCUCAAUCCAUGUCCUGCGCCUCGCAAUCUCAGGAACUCUCGACCGCCACCCAAAACUCAAACUCAUCAUCGGCCACCAAGGCGAAAUGCUUCCCAUGAUGCUCCAACGUUUCGAUAUCAUGUUCAAUCCCACAUUAUUCGGGCUGGAACGCCCGGUUUCACACAUGUUACGAUCACAAGUCUGGAUUUCCAUUUCGGGCUGUUUUUCGCUGCCGGUGACGUUGCUUACGAUUCAGACUUGGGGGGUGGAGAAAUUGUUGUUUUCUAAUGCUUAUCCUUUGGUCGAGGCGGAGAGGGUGCCCGAGUUUGCGAAUCGUUUGGCUGAUCUUGUUGCGCCUGCGGAUUUGAAGAGGAUUUUGCAGACGAAUGCGGAGGGGCUGUUUAAGUUUAAGGCGGAUGAGUGUGGGAGGACGAGGUCGAAUCGGAAGUGGACUAUGAUUUUGUGAAUGAUGAUGAUGAUGAAGAUGGAAAGAAAGAAAGAAAGGUGGGUGGGUUUUUUGUUUUUGGGGAUUUUGAGAUGCGAUGGGAUGGGACGGGAUGGGAUUAUGGAUGGUUACGGCCGAUGGAUGUUGAAUUUUCUAUCUAUAUCUACUUCAUGUGUAUUAUAUCAGUUACCAUGUAGUUCUACCUCAUCAUACCAAAUUAUCC
Messenger RNA from Pseudocercospora fijiensis CIRAD86, 1297 nucleotides. RefSeq lists its product as uncharacterized. The record is from RefSeq and is a predicted model, not a curated record. Bases 1 to 1095 code for a protein of 364 amino acids. The transcript has a single exon. Gene Ontology annotation, molecular function: carboxy-lyase activity; hydrolase activity. Gene Ontology annotation, biological process: secondary metabolic process. Gene Ontology annotation, cellular component: cytoplasm; cytosol. NCBI's taxonomy places the organism in Eukaryota, Fungi, Ascomycota, Dothideomycetes, Mycosphaerellales, Mycosphaerellaceae.